AGGAUCAGUGAAAGGAAUAAAAUGGCAGUGCCGGUAAUACAGCAUUUUAAGACACGGGAAAUACAAAACUACUUUCGUUAUUAGACUCUAUAUUGUGGACUAAAAAACAGGAUACAAUGAUAUUAAAACACUGCCUAUUACUACUGCUGUUGGCCUCCUGCCCACUGCUAAGUUUUAUGAAAACUCUGUCAGACAGAACUAAUGAAGAUACACAAGUCAAGGUCACUGGUAUAUCAGAGAGUGACGAGAAGGUACUACAUCGCUUCAAACGUGGUUGGAUGUGGAAUCAUUUCUUUCUUCUGGAGGAGUACACAGGCUCUGAUUAUCAGUAUGUUGGCAAGUUGCACUCUGAUCAAGACAGAGAAGACGGAAGUGUAAAAUAUGUCCUUUCUGGAGACGGGGCCGGUUCCUUGUUUCUUAUUGAUGAGAAUUCAGGUGACAUUCACGCUACAAAGCGACUAGAUAGAGAAGAAAAGGCUUACUACACACUCCGUGCUCAAGCAGUAAACAAGAGGACAGGCAGACCACUGGAACCAGAAUCGGAGUUUGUCAUUAAAAUCCAUGACAUCAAUGACAAUGAACCAAAGUUUACAAAGAACAAUUAUGAAGCCAAUGUCCCUGAAAUGUCUGAUGUGGGUACUUUUGUUGUACAGGUUACAGCAAGUGAUGCUGAUGAUGCUAGCUAUGGGAAUAGUGCUAAACUUGUGUACAGUAUUCUCCAGGGACAGCCAUACUUCUCUGUUGAACCUGCAACAGGUAUUAUUAGAACAGCUUUGCCAAACAUGAACAGAGAGAACAAGGAAAAAUACCAAGUGGUCAUCCAGGCCAAGGACAUGGCAGGGCAGAUGGGUGGAUUAUCAGGGACUGCAACAGUGAACAUCAUCCUCACUGAUGUGAAUGACAACCCACCCAGAUUCAUUCAGAGUGCAUACCAACUUAGCACAUCAGAGUCUGCUGAUAUAGGAUCAUCAAUUGGCAGGAUUAAAGCGAAUGAUGCUGAUAUUGGUAAAAAUGCUGACAUUCAGUAUAGUAUCAUUGGUGGGGAUGGAAUGGAUGUGUUUAAUAUUGUGACUGACAGAGCCAAGGGAGAAGGUGUUAUAACCAUAAAAAAGCAUUUGGAUUUUGAAAACAAAAGGAUACACACAUUAAAAGUUGAGGCUGCUAACACUCACCUUGACAAUCGAUUCCUUCACCUUGGUCCAUUUAAAGACACGGCAACAGUAAGGAUCACAGUUCAGGAUACGGAUGAGCCCCCAGUUUUUAGUAGACCCUCCUAUGUCAUAGAAAUACAUGAAGAUAACAAUCCUGGUAGUAUCAUGGGAGCAGUAACAGCCUGGGACCCUGAUGCUGCUAACAACCCAGUGAGGUAUUCUGUAGAUCGACAUACAGAUAUGGACCGAAUUUUCAAUAUUGACUCCACGAAUGGCUCAAUUUCCAUAUUAAAACAUCUUGAUCGAGAAACAUUGACUUGGCACAAUAUUUCAGUUAUUGCUACUGAAAUAAGUAAUCCCAAGCAGACCAGUCGUGUUCCAGUUUUUAUUAAGGUUUUGGAUGUAAAUGACAAUGCUCCGGAAUUUGCAAUGUUUUAUGAGACAUUUGUUUGUGAAAAUGUAAAAGCUGGACAGUUGAUCCAGACCAUAAGUGCAGUGGAUACAGAUGAGCCACUUGCUGGGCACAAAUUCUUCUUCAGUUUAAAUACUAUGAAUCCAAACUUUACAAUCAAUGACAAUGAAGAUAACACUGCCAGCAUUUUGACAAAAAGAGGUGGAUUCAGUCGACAUGAAACAAAUACCUACCUUUUGUCAGUUGUAAUAUCUGACAAUGACUAUCCUAUUCAGAGCAGUACAAGCACACUGACUAUCAGGGUAUGUGCCUGUGACAGAAGAGGCAACAUGCAGUCUUGUAAUGCUGAAGCUCUGAUCUUUCCUGCUGGUCUCAGCACUGGAGCUCUUAUCGCCAUUCUCCUCUGUAUAAUUAUUCUUCUCAUUAUAGUGGUGCUGUUUGCAGCCCUAAGGAGGCAGAAGAAGAAGGAGCCUCUGAUCAUUUCCAAAGAGGACGUCAGAGACAACGUUGUCAGCUACAACGAUGAAGGAGGUGGAGAAGAGGACACACAAGCCUUUGACAUUGGAACACUAAGGAAUCCAAAAGUAAUGGAUGCAAACAAGUUGCGGAGGGAUAUAAUACCAGAAAUACUGUUCCCCUUUCGCCGGACAUCACCUAUUAAGGAUAAUGCAGAUGUUAGAGAUUUCAUUAACCACCGGUUAGAAGAAAAUGAUACUGAUCCAACUGCACCACCUUAUGACUCGCUUGCAACAUAUGCUUAUGAAGGAAAUGGAUCCUUAGCAGAGUCUUUAAGCUCAGUAGAGUCAGCAGCAACAGAUGGUGACCAAGAUUACGAUUACCUUAGUAACUGGGGACCACAGUUUAAAAAACUAGCAGAUAUGUAUAUUGGAAAAGACAGUGACAAAGACUAUUAGUUUAAAUGUGAAAAUAACAAAGUGAAGUGUUAUUUGGAAACUUUAAAAAAAAUGUGCAGACUUGAAUAUUGUUCAACAAGAAACCCAUUUUUCACUUUCUCUUUUUUUUACCUAAUGGUUUAGGACUUUUGUGAACAUGCUGUGGAAAAUGUGUCUUGUAUCUAAAAGAAGAAAGGUAGUCGUAUUAUAUAUACCAGUGUUUAAGAAGAAAACAAAUACACCAUUCUUUUAUUUAAGUCUGGAAUAAAAACACAUGUAUAAAAAAUGACAAACUUAUUUCAUCCUUUUUUGUUUUAUUAUAUGGUAUAAAGAAUUUUUUUAUGUAAAAGAUUGGUAAGGUUUAGUAGUCAAACUGUUGUUUAAAUUAAUACCUUGAUGUAUACAAUGUUGGAGACUGUGUAACCUGCAGAUAAAACGUGUAACAUGCAUUAUACGGUACAUGUUGUUUGAAUGCUGAGUCACAUUGUUUUUUUAUAUUUAU
Molecule: messenger RNA, 2958 nt
Organism: Polyodon spathula (Mississippi paddlefish)
Lineage: Eukaryota; Metazoa; Chordata; Actinopteri; Acipenseriformes; Polyodontidae
Product: cadherin-6-like
Exons: 11
Coding region: 117-2477 (786 amino acids)
Biological process (GO): adherens junction organization; homophilic cell-cell adhesion; cell morphogenesis
Cellular component (GO): catenin complex; plasma membrane; adherens junction
Molecular function (GO): cadherin binding; calcium ion binding
Source: RefSeq, a predicted model, not a curated record